Molecule: messenger RNA, 1785 nt
Organism: Parnassius mnemosyne (clouded apollo)
Lineage: Eukaryota; Metazoa; Arthropoda; Insecta; Lepidoptera; Papilionidae
Source: the annotation of a GenBank genome assembly
AUGGUGUAUUACUACACGUCUGAUAAUGUAACAAUGUUAAAAAAUAUUAUCACUGAUUACGAAGACGCCACUGAAAUGUCGCCUUGCGAAUAUAUACAACUUUAUAUUAAAAAUUGUGUUAAACAAACAGAUGAUUUAAAACUUCGCUGGAUUGUAAAAACUUUUUUAGAUAUUGAUAAGCACGGUCAAUUUUUAAAAGAAAUCAUUGAUUAUUUGCCUGUUGAACUGCCAACUGAAGAUAAAGAAUAUUUUAAAAUAAUACUACAUGGUAUAAUUUUUCAAAUUUCAACAUCUGAUAUCACUCUACUUUAUAAAUGCCUUUUUAAUUUAAGUAAACAACUUUUGUUAACCCUCACGAGUUCAUUAAAAGAUGACAACUUUUUAGCACACUUAUCUCAAAAAGCGCAUUCGAUUUUUGACACAAACUAUACAACUGAAAAAAUAAUCAAUCCGAUUUUACAGUGGCAGCCUGCUUUGGAUCAGAUAGCACAAACCUAUUCUGAGUAUUUAAGUAAAACGGAAAGCUUGAGAACUAAGCAACCGACUAUACCUGUUGAGCCAAAUGUACUGAAAAGAAAAGGUAAAGGUAAAUAUACAAAGUCCUUAAAGUUGUGUACACCAAGUACGCCGCCGAAUUCUGCUCUUCAUAAGUCAAGACGGAUGCUCACAAAAAGUGCUAUUGAUAUAAGGCUUCAAAAAGCAUAUGAUGAUAAUAAACAAAAAACGAAGAAGCUUUUGGAAGAUAUAAAAUCCAAAACUUACCAUCAUAUGGAGAGAAAUUCCAAUAAAGUUCUUACAAAUAGCUUAAAAGUUCAAGAUGAAACAGAACAAGGCUGGAAAAAAUCAUUUCCGAAAUCAAAUCAAUUAAUUUAUACUAAAUUAUCGCCAAUACCAGUUAAGGAAACUGCAGCUACGUUAAAAAGAUUUAAUCAAAGAAUUAAAUUAACAGAAGAAGAAGAAAUACAAUGGUUGCAAGAUUUGAUAAAUGACUGCAAAAAUACAGUUAAAAUUCAAGAACUAGAGGAAUAUGAUCGUAAUGAAAGGGAAAGAGAAAGGUUAAUUGAUAUAGAAAAAAAACAUUUACAAGGCCAAAUUUCUUUUGAAGAGGCAGUAUUAGCCAAAAAAAAAGUGCAAGAAGAAAAUAAGAGGAAAUACGAAGAACUUCUUAAACAAAAAGAAUUAUGGAAUAAAGAAAUUGAAAGAUGGAAUGAAGAACAAAUGGAAAUUAACCGAAAAAUUUUUGAAAAAUGUUCGUUAAUAGAACUAAAUGUAAUAGAAGCUAGAAAAAAUGCCGUUAAUAAAAAGAAAGAAGUUGCAGAAAUUAUUAAGAAAGAGUCCGAGUCCAUGCUUCUAAAAGCCUUAAAUGAGAAAAAUAAAGAAUUAAACCGUAAAAUUCAGAUGAUUAAAGAAAUUAAGAUCUUACACACGAUAGCCAAAAGGGCAAGAAUUUCAAAAAUAGUAGACUUAACAGAAACUUCUGGUUUAGGCUUACUCUGUGAAAUGUCUAUAGCGGAAUUACAAGAAAGAUUAUGUUCAAUGAAGAUGACUAUUAAGGAAGAACUGGAAACAAAAAGCAAACUUAUAAAAGAAAGAAAUAUUGCUGUUAAAAAAUCAUUAGACGAGGCAAGAAAGAAUAUCUUAACAUUCAAAGAAGAAAGAAAAUUAAUGCGUGAAAAAAGCAGGAAACCAAGAAAGUUAACUAUUGACAUAUCAUCCAAGGAAAUAAAUGAUCUGAAAAGUACUUUAGAAGAAAAACGUAAAUUGCGCCUUAAGCUUUUGAAUUAA